AAGGAGAAGAAAGUACGCUGUGAAAAUUCGGGAGAAUCUGGCACUGCUUUACUCAGGGUCAGCUGACCAACUUUGUCCUCGUCAUGACAGUGGAUGGUACGGGGCAUGGAUGACAAAUGCUCAAAACAUCAAGCUAAAAAGAUGAACCUUACCAUACACAUUUGAUACGGAUGUUGCUUUUAUUCACGCUUAGCCUUUCUAUUGCAUCUAUAAAUCAGGUUGCGAAUAAAAACUAGCCAACAUACCGGUAUCACGCAGAUCAAAAGAUGAUCGUGGCUUUAAUCUAAAAGAUCCACAAGCUUGCCUCUCUUUCGUAUUCUUGUGAAAGAUUCGACAUCCAAAGAUCGUUGUGGGCAAUUAUGAAGCCGCUUAUCUUAAAACGCACUGUGAUCAUAUGCCUUGUUGGUGUAUGUGAUUUUUUCGCGUGCGACUCGAGUGCAAGUCAAAACGAAGUGCCGGAUACACGUAGUCAAUUCAAUAUGACCGCCACCAUCACGCAUAACAGUAGUACUGUACCGAAGAAAAACUAUUCUCUUAAUGACAACAACACCGAAGCGAGAACAGGGCCAGAAGUGUCUUUGAUUCGCCAAAUGAGCAAAGAUCUUAUCGACACAGGACAUUUCCUCGAAUCGAAGAUUCCGAUUGAACAUAAACUUCCAGAAUCGCCACUACAUGGUGUCACGAACACUGAUAUAUGGAGAACAGAAGCAGAUAAGGCUUAAGAUACGUUGUCUGAAGUGAAAACCUUGCUUGGUGAAGAAGAUUGGAGAACUUUACUUGGUACAACAGAUGUCUCGUGGAACAGCUAUAAAGAAACAGAAGAGAUCUAUUCGCACUACCUGAGGUCUGGUGUAUCUCCUCAGGAACUUUUUUAUAUCAUGAACGUUCAUCUUCCGCAUUUCCCGGAUGACGUGCGACGCAUUGAUCCAAAGGUUUUUGCAUGGUUCAAAUAUAUUAUUUACUUGAGGGACUCGCACGCGAUGGAUGAUCCCCUCGCAAACGUCG
Molecule: messenger RNA, 1005 nt
Organism: Plasmopara halstedii
Lineage: Eukaryota; Oomycota; Peronosporomycetes; Peronosporales; Peronosporaceae
Exons: 1
Coding region: 360-722 (120 amino acids)
Source: RefSeq, a predicted model, not a curated record